ACCAGAUAUAGUGAAUGCAGAGUCUGGGGAGAGCGGGAUAUAGUGAAUGCAGGGUCCGGGGAGAGCGGAUAUAGUGAAUGCAGGGUCCGGGGAGACCGGAUAUAGUGAAUGCAGGGUCCGGGGAGACCGGAUAUAGUGAAUGCAGGGUCGGGGGAGACCAGAUAUAGUGAAUGCAGGGUCCGGGGAGACCAGAUAUAGUGAAUGCAGGGUCCGGGGGAGACCGGAUAUAGUGAAUGCAGGGUCCUGGGGGAUCGCACAGGAAUGCGGUGAUUCUGGUGUGAACCGGCCCUUAUAGUGAA
Messenger RNA from Staurois parvus, 299 nucleotides. Lineage: Eukaryota; Metazoa; Chordata; Amphibia; Anura; Ranidae. The record is from the annotation of a GenBank genome assembly.